AUGACAGGGAAGCAGCCAACCAGAACCAACCAGAGCCCUCCCCUUGCCCCUGGUUUCCCAGCAGCCAACCAGAACCAACCAGAGCCCUCCCCUUGCCCCUGGUUUCCCAGCAGCCAACCAGAACCAACCAGAGCCCUCCCCUUGCCUCUGGUUUCCCAGCAGCCAACCAGAACCAACCAGAGCCCUCCCCUUGCCCCUGGUUUCCCAGCAGCCAACCAGAACCAACCAGAGCCCUCCCCUUGCCCCUGGUUUCCCAGCAGCCAACCAGAACCAACCAGAGCCCUCCCCUUGCCCCUGGUUUCCCAGCAGCCAACCAGAACCAACCAGAGCCCUCCCCUUGCCCCUGGUUUCCCAGCAGCCAACCAGAACCAACCAGAGCCCUCCCCUUGCCCCUGGUUUCCCAGCAGCCAACCAGAACCAACCAGAGCCCUCCCCUUGCCCCUGGUUUCCCAGCAGCCAACCAGAACCAACCAGAGCCCUCCCCUUGCCCCUGGUUUCCCAGCAGCCAACCAGAACCAACCAGAGCCCUCCCCUUGCCCCUGGUUUCCCAGCAGCCAGAUGAUGGACAGUUCGUGA
This is a messenger RNA of Salmo salar (Atlantic salmon), 576 nucleotides long. NCBI's taxonomy places the organism in Eukaryota, Metazoa, Chordata, Actinopteri, Salmoniformes, Salmonidae. The record is from RefSeq and is a predicted model, not a curated record.